AUGCUGCAGGUUCUGGGCUUCUGGGCUGCUGUUGUGCUGACCCAGGCUGACGCCGACGAAGGCCGUCGGCUCCUGCGGCAAGAAGCCGCCGCGCGAGGCACACGCCAUGCGUCUGUGGAAGUGCAUGGCAACGGCGCAGUAGCGGAGAUAAAGCUUGAGAGAUCCGAAGGCUUCAGCGAGAUUCGGCUCCACGAGGCCAAUACCUCAGGGUCGGAAGUUGCGCGGGCAGCCAAGAAGGGCUUUUUGGUCCCAGAUUGCAAGCAGGUCCUGGAGAAGGCGAAGGAACUUCUGCACGCCUAUGCGAGCCACCUUAUCUCUGCAGGAGGGCAGACAACCCUGAGGCAUCUCAAAGUUGUCAGUGACGCCUUGACUGAGCUGAAGCAGGGGAAUGCCACUGACGAGUCCUUGGAAGUGCUCCUCGCUGCCCUGGGCAACGUGACCCUGAAGAGCGCCCUGCAGACGGGGAACGUGUGGACCGCGGCGGACCAGGGGGCGCUGUUCUACAACUGCUUCCCGGGCCUGACGCCCUUCCGAGAUUUGGAGGAGCACGGCCUCUAUGGAGACAUUGAGCUGGAGCCCUUUCAGGAUGUCACGGUGCGGGUGGACACGGGCGAUCCAUUCGUCGAGAAGCACGAGAUUCAGUACUGCUACCGACUGGGCACCACCACUGCCGCCAAAAUUGCCUUUGUGGCGGCACGGAAGCACAUCAUGGAGCAGGUGCCGUGCCUUAGCUUCACUGUGGUCCACGCGAAAGCGGACGGCACGGGCUGCUCGAAGAGCCGCGCCUUGGAGGUGCGGGAUCAGAACAACGGGUGCUGGUCCGCCUACCAGAAGGAUGCCAAGGGCGAUGCCACUGGCACAGUGAUGCUGAACCUGGGCCGAGGCGCCAAACCGGGCCACAGGGGGGGGGGGUGA
This is a messenger RNA of Effrenium voratum, 915 nucleotides long. The record is from the annotation of a GenBank genome assembly. Lineage: Eukaryota; Dinophyceae; Suessiales; Symbiodiniaceae.